Molecule: messenger RNA, 2758 nt
Organism: Xyrauchen texanus (razorback sucker)
Lineage: Eukaryota; Metazoa; Chordata; Actinopteri; Cypriniformes; Catostomidae
Gene: gng12b
Product: guanine nucleotide binding protein (G protein), gamma 12b
Exons: 4
Coding region: 462-680 (72 amino acids)
Biological process (GO): G protein-coupled receptor signaling pathway
Cellular component (GO): heterotrimeric G-protein complex
Molecular function (GO): G-protein beta-subunit binding
Source: RefSeq, a predicted model, not a curated record
AUUGCGCUUCAGUCCUCCACCGUUCUUACCAUUCCGCCUUAUUUACUCGUACAGAAGUGAAAGGUCGAUCCGUGUCGGAGCUCGGCUGUCUCACAUAAACACAGGCAUUUUAGAGCAGUCAACUCAGUAAUAUAAGAGUUUAGGAGGUGACAGUUGUUAAAAGGAGAACUUUUUGCACUUGUAAAAAAUUGUCGUCGGGACUCUUUUUGACAGUAUUACACCAAGUUUGUUCUAUUCCCGUUUUCCAUCGACUUCCUAAACCCACACUGAGCUCAAAUACGGAAGCCGUUUGUCCAGUAUUUUAGCAUCUCACACCCAUACUGUUGGGAACAUUUCACACACGAGAGAAAUAGAGCUGAAACACAGACAUCUUUUGUGAGAUAUCAGCUGUUGCUUUACGUGGAUGCUACACUUGACCGAAGAGGCCAGGGGAAAGAUCAGGUAUCUGAAGAUUAUCAAAGAUGUCAUCUAAGAUGCAAAGUUCGAAUAAUAUAUCCCAGGCCCGAAGGACUGUUCAACAGCUACGGAUAGAAGCUAACACAGAGAGGAUAAAGGUCUCUAAAGCUUCUGCAGACCUCAUGCAUUACUGUAGUGAACAUGCCAAAUAUGACCCUCUGCUAAUGGGUAUCCCUACUUCAGAAAACCCUUUUAAAGAUAAAAAGCCCUGCACUAUAUUGUAGUGUGAUGCUUGAACUCCUGAUGUGUGUUUUGAUGUGCUCUUUAUUUUUUCAGUUAAAGAGAAAAUAGGAUCUUCAAACAUUCACUUACUAUUCACCUUAAAGUGACUAAACCCCAAGCCAUUAUCUGACUGUAUCCACUGGCUUUAAGGCUGAAACGAAACAAAUCUCCUGUCUAGAAAAGUUCUUCUUGUUUAAACUAUAAAAAGAAGAGCCAAAGCACCUAGUAAACAAAAUCAUUUGUGGUGCAACGACAAAGCCAACCCACGAAUGAAAUUUUAGCUUUGGACUCAGCACAAAUAACUUGUUUGCUUUGUGAUGCUCCUCACUGAUGUGGUUGGCACCGGUGACUUCUGCAAAUAAAGGGUGAGGUCAGAGUGGGCAGUUCCAAACCUUACUAGUAUCACGAAGCACAGGAAGCGAUCAUUUUUAAUGACUGCAUGCUGUAAUAUAUAACUCCAGAUAUGCAAAGCCUCAUCAGUGGUGCUUUGACCCCAUGUGACUUUUUAAAUGCAUCCAGUCACAGGGAGUGUGAGGGGCUGAUGUGAGAGUUGAAAUGUCAACAUUACUAAUGUGUGAAGGGUGCUUGUGCUCACUGGAGGGGUAAACAGGUGUCUGUGGAGGCGUCAUACUGACGCAUUACUACUCCUGCCCUCCCUCCCUAACUCACUCUGUGUGAACAAUGGCGUGAAAGAAAGCAAACUUUUCCUGUCGAGUCACUACACACAAGAUUGUGCCAUUUUCUUUUUCUCUCAGUAAACCAGGGGGACUGUUUCAAAAGUUCAACAGCUGCCAAAAACUUGCAGAUCAGCAUUUCUGGAAUGAUACAACAUUCUGUGUUCAUGCAUUCAUCUGAAAUGCUGGCAUUUUGUUUGUUUCUUUUUUUUUUUCAAUCAGCCAGACAAAAUUUGUUUAUUUGACUCAUUCCACUUUUUGACACCCAUUCUUUGAACACCCACUUUCAGUAGAUGCUGCAGGAUCACAUUGGAAUACUUUGACUUGCGUUUUUGCCCUGUGUGUGAUAGAUACAUUAGCAAUACUUUAUUGCAGAUAAUGGUACGGUAAUAUAUUGCAACCCUUUAAUGAUUAUUUACAAGAUGCUUAAUUCAAUAUAAACAUUGAUUUUGAUUGUUUCCAUCUAAUUCCUCUUUUUCUAUAAUAAAGAUUAAAUGUCAUUGUGCCAUCUUAUUCUUGGAUCUGAUCAGCAAUGGAAACUAUCAAUGCUUCGUAUGAUUUGUCUGUAUACAUAUGGUGAGCAGAUGAUGAAUUCUAUAAAGGUAGUUAUGUUUGUGACUGUUAUAAUCAUGCAUUUUGACACCAUUCCAUGUUUACAUUCCCUGCACCAAUUUUUGAACACUCUGAGGAUCACCAUGCAGUUAAAGCAUCUGAGUGUGUGUUGAAAGUGAGUGUGUAAAGCCUUCAUCACACAGCUGGCAGAAAACAACUCCACCAGACCAGCUGAACCACAAAAGGCCUUAAUGAAGUAUUCCUGCUCUUACUUAUUCACUGCCGUGCUACUGUCUUAACUCUACAACCAGACUGAACCAAAUACUGUGAACCAGCAGCAAUGCUUCCCACAGACUCUAUACUGUGUUCUCAUCAUUCCAUAUUUGAUUCCUAAUUGUUAAUGACUGUGCAACUGAACUGCACAGAAAAACAGCAGAAUCCUGAUUUUCCUGUAUCAGCUGUAAUGCAAUCCUCUUUAAUAACAGUAUGGUUUCAGCAAGUACACAUUUAUAAAUAAGAAUGCAGCCUUGCUUUUGUGUUGUCCACUAAGUAAUGCAUUCAAAAUGAUAUUUGUCACAGUGGCCUAUUGUUAUUCGGACAGUUGUGCUUUUCUGUAUGCUAUUGUCAUUUCUAAAGGUGCUUUUGGAUUGUAAAUGUCAUGCUCAAGCUCUUCAGUCAGCUUUUUUGUCUUUAAAAAUGUUUUAAUAUGAAGAGCAUUCAGUGUCACCAUUUUUGAGUGAAUUUUCCAUCUUCUAAAAAGAACUUCUUGUGUUGUCUUUUUUCCAACUGAAGUUAAAUAUAGUUUUAUUCUCAAAAUUGUUGUCUUGUUAUUUUUGUUGUCUUCACACUCCUGU